AUGUCGGAAUUUGUAGAUAGAAUUAUUGUGGAUGAUAUCUUACCUUAUAAUGAAGAAGCAAAACACGAAAAACCAUGGUACGAAAAAGCUCUGCUGAAGGAUGUCCCGCAUCAAUAUCGUAAAUUGAGACUCCCGGAUGGUAAGCCAGUGGACAAUGUGCUAGAUGCUAUCGGAGGGACACCGUUAGUGAAGCUGAACAGAAUACCGCAGUCUAUGGGUAUUGAAUGUAAUGUGUAUGCCAAAAUGGAAUUCUUAAAUCCAGGUGGUUCCAUCAAAGAUAGAGUUGCAGAGCGAAUGGUUGACAUAGCGGAACGAACUAAAAUCUUAAAACCGGGCAUGACGUUGAUUGAGCCAUCAACCGGAAGUACAGGGAUUAGUUUAGCAAUGGUUGGAGCUGUUAAGGGUUACAAGUCUGUAAUUGUGGCCGAUAAAAUUAGCAUGGAAAAGACGAGUGUCAUCAACGAACUAGGUGGGAAAAUAAUUCAUACCCAAGAUAGUGUUCCAUACGAUUCACCAUUCUCUUAUUUUGGUGUGGCAUUCGAGAUGCGGCAAAAAGACAGAGACAACUCUCUGGUGCUUGAUCAGUACCUCAAUCCGGCAAAUCCUAUCGCACAUUAUGAGAGCACCGCUGCGGAAAUAUUACAUGCACUGGAUAAAAAACUAGAUAUGAUUGUGAUUGGAGCAGGCACAGGCGGUACUGUAAGCGGAGUUGGACGACGUAUCAGAGAAGAAUGUGCUAAUGUCACGAUAGUUGGUGUAGAUUCGGAAGGUUCAGUAAUUAGUAGUGCUGGAGAUGAAGAGAAGGAAGCCUUUGUUGAAGUGGAAGGUAUUGGCUGUCAUUUUGUACCACCUUUGCUUGAUUACAAUAUUGUCGACAAAUGGAUCAAAGUGAAUGAUGCGGAUACUUUCAAAAUGGCUCGUCGAUUGAUACGUGAGGAAGGCUUAUUGGUUGGCGGUAGUUCCGGUUCCAACAUGGUAGCUGCUAUGCAAGAAUGUCAAAAACUCAAAAAAGGACAGAACUGUGUUGUCAUUCUUCCCGAUGGAAUCCGAAAUUAUAUGUCUAAGUUUUUGAACAAUGAAUGGAUGUUGAAACGAUGCUUCAUGGAACCAAUUCAACAAAUUCCUAUUAUGCCUAGCGAGUAA
This is a messenger RNA of Brugia malayi, 1143 nucleotides long. RefSeq lists its product as uncharacterized. The transcript has 8 exons. The coding region runs from base 1 to 1143 and encodes 380 amino acids. The record is from RefSeq and is a predicted model, not a curated record. NCBI's taxonomy places the organism in Eukaryota, Metazoa, Nematoda, Chromadorea, Rhabditida, Onchocercidae. Gene Ontology annotation, molecular function: cysteine synthase activity; cystathionine beta-synthase activity. Gene Ontology annotation, cellular component: cytoplasm.